Molecule: messenger RNA, 2062 nt
Organism: Zalophus californianus (California sea lion)
Lineage: Eukaryota; Metazoa; Chordata; Mammalia; Carnivora; Otariidae
Product: sphingomyelin phosphodiesterase 4-like
Exons: 11
Coding region: 83-1117 (344 amino acids)
Biological process (GO): sphingomyelin catabolic process; ceramide biosynthetic process; glycerophospholipid catabolic process
Molecular function (GO): sphingomyelin phosphodiesterase D activity
Source: RefSeq, a predicted model, not a curated record
GCGCCUUUUGAGAUAAUUGCGGGCCGAGUUGGUGGUGUGUUUCCCGCCAGGCCAGGGGAGGCGUGACGCCAGGCGCAGCUUGAUGACGACAUUUCGGUGCCGGGUAGCCGAAUGGCGGUCUUCGUCCCUUAGGCGAGCGACUUCAUGGGUCCCACAGUGGUUUCCUAAGACGGCCGUUGUCAGCGGCCCCCAGGAGGCUGCUAUGGCGUUCCCUCACCUGCAGCAGCCCAGCUUUCUGCUGGCUAGCCUGAAAGCUGACUCUAUAAAUAAGCCCUUUGCACAGCGGUGCCAAGACUUGGUUAAAGUCAUAGAGGAUUUUCCAGCAAAGGAGCUGCAUGCCAUCUUCCCAUGGCUGGUGGAGAGCAUUUUUGGCAGCCUGGACGGUGUCCUUGUCGGCUGGAACCUCCGCUACUUACAGGGACGCAUGAGUCCUGUGGAAUACAGCAUUGCGAUGGAAUUUCUAGACCCUGGUGGCCCAAUGAUGAAGUUGGUUUAUAAGCUUCAGGCUGAAGAUUAUAAGUUUGACUUUCCUGUCUCCUACCUGCCUGGCCCUGUGAAGGCGUCCAUCCAGGAGCGUGUGCUCCCUGACAGCCCUCUGUACCACAACAAGGUCCAGUUCCCCCCGACGGGGGGCCUCGGCCUGAACUUGGCCCUCAAUCCGUUCGAGUACUACAUGUUCUUCUUUGCUUUGAGCCUCAUCACUCAAAAGCCACUCCCUGGGGCUCUCCACAUACGAACUUCAGACUGUGCCUAUUUCAUCCUCGUGGACAGGUACCUGUCAUGGUUCCUGCCCACAGAAGGCAGUGUGCUCCCGCCGCUCUCCUCCAGUCCCGGGGGGCCCAGCCCCUCACCAGCUCCCAGGACGCCAGCCAUGCCCUUCGCUUCCUAUGGCCUCCACCACACCAGCCUCCUGAAGCGACACAUCUCUCAUCAGACGUCUGUGAACGCAGACCCUGCAUCCCAUGAGAUCUGGAGGUCUGAAACUCUACUCCAGCAACAACCGCAUCUCUGCAGUGGGAGCCUUGAGCCUGGGCCUGGGCCUCCGGGUCAACCAGACGCUGAGGAUUCUAGUUGCUCACCAAGGGCAUUCUGUCAGUGGAGACAACUUCUGAGCUGAGACAGUGGGGCUGUCCCGAGCCACUCAGCAGACAUGAAGAAUCCCUCCCUCCCUUUGGAGAUGUUCCAUGAGCCUCCCUGGGGCUCGGUUUUUCUCAAUUGUGUGUGUGUUUCUCAGAUGUCCAGGAAUCCCAUGCGAGGCGAAGGCUGCUUUGGAGUUCUAAAGUCUGUCCGGGAUAAUCCAAUGUCUGCCCUAGAACUCCUAGAUUUCUCUGUAAGAGCUCUUCAUAAAUCUCAUCUGUGAUCCUCCCCACAGCUCCAUGAGUUAUCAGUUAGAGGAAGAAAGUGGGGAUGAGAGAAAUAGAGUGCCCUGCCCAGAUACUUAACAUGGCUGAGUCUGAGUCCCACCCCAGGCCGGACUGUAAGGUCACAGGGCCACUCUGGCUCUAUUCCCACUCCUGACUGGGGGGUCCCGCCAUGGUCUCACCUCCAACCCCUGCCUGGGUUCUUCAUUGGCUGAGAGAGACUAGGUGGCUCAGAGGACACAAAGCUCGCUGUUCACUGAUGUUUGGAUUUGCAGGUUCAGUACUUGCAAGGCGGCCCCGCCCCACCCCCUGGCCUGUUCUGUCUGCAGGCGGAUCAUGGUGCUGGAAGAUUCACUCAUGUGGCCUUGAGGGAGAUUAAGACUCCUUUUCAUUCAAUUGUGCCUUUUUGAUAUAGAAAAUUAAAAGCAGUUAAACAUUAAGGAGAGAAUCCCCAAAUAUGAGUUAUUGAAAGGAAGUCUAGUCACAAAUCACUGCUUAUUCUAACCCUGGUCGAUGUCAACCCAGAUUUAAGUCAAAACCCUUCCAGAGACAUGUUUUUUACAGUUCCAAUCCUUCAGGCUUAUUGCUUCCUUCUGCCUGCCCAGUUUCUACAGCUCCAAAGCUAGAGAUUAGUUUGCCUUGACCUUGUUCCUCCUGCUCUGAGAAUUCCUGUUAACAUUGGCUUCUAUCAUUAAAAAAGG